UUGAACUUAAUUUUAUCUGUUCAGCUUUUUGAACCAGUGUCAUGCACGUAUACAUAUUUAUUAGGAUGCCCUCUAAGUGGAAAAGCAGUAAUAAUUGAUCCGGUGCUGGAUACCGUAGAAAGAGAUGCAAAGCUUAUUAAAGAACUCGACCUAGAUCCAGUUUAUGGCCUUAAUACACAUGUUCAUGCUGAUCAUGUCACUGGUACUGGCGAAUUAAAGCGUAUUUUUCCACGUAUGCAAUCUGUACUUUCAAAACAUGGUGGUGCCUGCGCAGAUUUGCUGGUUGAUGAUCACCAAAUAUUGACAUUUGGACAUCAAACUCUAGGAGUUCGCACAACUCCAGGACAUACUAAUGGUUGUGUCACAUAUGUAUCGCACGAUUAUAGAAUGGCUUUCACAGGGGAUGCACUUUUGGUACGUGGUUGUGGACGCACUGAUUUUCAGGAAGGUAAUCCAGAAAUCUUGUAUAAAUCUGUACACGAAAAAAUUUUCAGUUUACCCGACGAUUUUUUGCUUUUUCCAGCUCACGAUUAUAAGGGCUUCUCAGUAACAACAGUUGGUGAGGAGAAGAAGUAUAAUCCACGAUUAACGAAAAUAUUGAAUGACUUUAUCAUCAUCAUGAACAAUCUUGAACUUGCGAAGCCAAAACAGAUUGAUAAAUCUUUGCCAGCAAAUAAAGUAUGCGGUCUCUUCGAAUUGAUGGAUGAUAAAGUGUUAGAAAAAAUAAAGCAUAAAAGGGAUUAA
Messenger RNA from Thelazia callipaeda (thelaziosis nematode), 744 nucleotides. The record is from the annotation of a GenBank genome assembly. Lineage: Eukaryota; Metazoa; Nematoda; Chromadorea; Rhabditida; Thelaziidae.